AUGCAUCGGCCCGACCCAAAAAGACUGAUCUUUGAGAGUCAGAUCCGACCCGUCAAAACCAGAACUGAACCCAUUAGCAUCGUACCCCAACCUGUUAGCAUCAGAACCCAACCUGUUAGCAUCAGAACCAACCCGUUAGCAUCAGAACCCAACCCGUUAGCAUCAGAACGCAACCCGCUAGCAUCAGAACCCAGCUCGUUAGCAUCAGUAACAAACCUGUUAGCAUCAGAACCCAACCCGUUAGCAUCAGAACCCAACCCAUUAGCAUCAGAAACCAACCUGCUAGCAUCAGAACCCAACCUGUUAGCAUCAGAACCCAACCUGCUAACUUCAGAACCCAGCUCGUUAGCAUUAGACCCCAACUCGUUAGCAUCAGAAUCCAACCUGCUAACAUCAGAACCCAGCUCGUUAGCAUCAGAACCCAACUUGUUAGCAUCAGUACCAAUCCCGUUAGCUUCAGAACCAGACUCGUUAGCAUCAGUACCAAACCUGUUAGCAUCAGAACCAGACUCGUUAGCAUCAGAACCCAACCUGCUAGCAUCAGAACCCAACCUGCUAGCAUCAGAUCCCAACCUGUUAGCAUCAGAAUCCAACCUGCUAACUUCAGAACCCAACUCGUUAGCAUUAGACCCCAACUCGUUAGCAUCAGAAUCCAACCUGCUAACAUCAGAACCCAGCUCGUUAGCAUCAGAACCCAACUUGUUAGCAUCAGUACCAAUCCCGUUAGCUUCAGAACCAGACUCGUUAGCAUCAGUACCAAACCUGUUAGCAUCAGAACCAGACUCGUUAGCAUCAGAACCCAACCUGCUAGCAUCAGAACCCAACCUGCUAGCAUCAGAUCCCAACCUGUUAGCAUCAGAAUCCAACCUGCUAACUUCAGAACCCAACUCGUUAGCAUUAGACCCCAACUCGUUAGCAUCAGAAUCCAACCUGCUAACAUCAGAACCCAGCUCGUUAGCAUCAGAACCCAACUUGUUAGCAUCAGUACCAAUCCCGUUAGCUUCAGAACCAGACUCGUUAGCAUCAGUACCAAACCUGUUAGCAUCAGAACCAGACUCGUUAGCAUCAGAACCCAACCUGCUAGCAUCAGAACCCAACCUGCUAGCAUCAGAUCCCAACCUGUUAGCAUCAGAACCCAACCUGCUAGCAUCAGAACCCAACCUGCUGGCAUCAGAACCCAACUCGUUAGCAUCAGAACCCAACCUGCUAGCAUCAGAACCCAACCUGCUAACAUCAGAACCCAACUCGUUAGCAUCAGAACCCAACCUGCUAGCAUCAGAACCCAACCCGUUAGCAUCAGAACAGAACUAACGAUAACGCUAAAUCUACUAACGCUAGCAUCUCAUUCAUUCAAAACCCAAAAUUCUGCAUUUAGUCAGACAGAAAGUAGGCGGAGUCUCUUUGUUUGUGUAAAAUUAAUAAUUUGUUGUGGAUCUUUGAAAGUUGGACUGGUUCAUUCCUGUGUGUGUGUGUUCUCCUAUUUUGGCAUCAGAGUGAGGACCGUUCCUCAGAUUUACCAUUGAAACUAUGUGACGCCGAAAGCAACAUGGCCGCCCCUCAUCCAUUCAAUACAGGUUAAAUACAGUCCCGGCAUGGGCAGGCACUACAGACACCACCUGGUCAGAACCAGACCCUCAUCAGAACCAGAUCCUCAUCAGAACCAUCAGAACCAGACCCUCAUCAGAACUAUCAGAACUAGAGCUUCUUUAAACAUUUCAUAGCAGCGUUUUUGCACAGUUCUGUUUAUUUAUUGGUUAGACGCCAUUAAAACUCUUAAUUCAUUCUUUCAAUAAUUUAUCACAUUUUAAUUUAAAUCUAUUAAUGAACCACCUUUUUAUUUCAGAAACCUUUUUGGACCUAAGUUAUUGAAUAAGUAAACAUUUAAGCACAGAAACUCAAACUCAAACAUUUAUAGUUUUUUUCUUUACCAUUAGAUUGGAUGGUUGAAGGUUUUAAUCUUUUAGUUUUUUUUUAGAAACCCUCUGAUAUUUUAUGCAACAUUUUUAAAAACAAAAAGUGAGCAAUCCAUGAAUUGAAAAAAUAUAAUGAGGCAUUAAAAUAGUUAGAGAUAAGCGGAGUGAGAUGCAUUUCUAUUGGUCUGCUGGAUGUUAGCAGCACUUUGAUUGGUCCAGAAAAACUUCCUCUUAAAACCUUUGAUUUAGAAAUGCGUUUAAAUAUUUAAUUUCUGGAUAAAUUUGUUUUUUUCAAAUUCACUCCAUACAGGAGGGACUGAAAUAAAAGCUGUUUUUUAAAAAUGAUUUUUUAUCAUUUGUCAGUUAUAUUAUGAAAGUAAAGAAAGAGAAAAUAAAUGAUCAAUGGGAGUCCUCACUACAGAUGGCAAGAUCAGAGUGUGUGCAUGUGUUUGGGGGGGCGGGGUCAACGUGUUCUCCACUUCCUGUUGUGUAUCAGCUGUGCAGAUGUGAAUGAUGACGUCCAGAUGACUGAUGUUCAUAUAAAAACUGCUGACUUCUCCA
Messenger RNA from Cyprinodon tularosa, 2474 nucleotides. RefSeq names its product probable helicase with zinc finger domain. The coding region runs from base 1 to 1311 and encodes 436 amino acids. The transcript is spliced from 3 exons. Lineage: Eukaryota; Metazoa; Chordata; Actinopteri; Cyprinodontiformes; Cyprinodontidae. The record is from RefSeq and is a predicted model, not a curated record.